This is a messenger RNA of Malus domestica (apple), 1597 nucleotides long. Its product is annotated as peptidyl-tRNA hydrolase, chloroplastic-like. The record is from RefSeq and is a predicted model, not a curated record. Gene Ontology annotation, molecular function: peptidyl-tRNA hydrolase activity. Lineage: Eukaryota; Viridiplantae; Streptophyta; Magnoliopsida; Rosales; Rosaceae.
GCAUUCCGUAUCAACCUUAAUGAUGAAUGAAGAUUAAACCGGUUUAGACCUUUAUUUUUCAUUCAUUAUUAGGGAAGAUGUGCAUUUUUAUGAACUAGAAAUUUAUAUGAAUUUAUAUGACAUUGUAGGAGUGAUAAGAACCGUUUAUCUUUAGACCCGAAUUUUUUUUUUCAAAUCCCCAUUUCAAUAUCGUUCGGAAAAAAAGAAAUAAGUUUAAGGGAUCAAAGCGUAAACGGAUUGCUAUUUUUCUCGUAAGUGUAAAACUAUAUCUACAUUUUUUAUUUUGUCAAAAAAUUAAAUCGAUACUUUUAUUUAUUUAAUUAAUUUCCCCAAUUUUCAAUUGGUAAAUUCUAAAAUCUAAAAGCCCGCGGCUGAGCGGCUUUUCCCUCAUCUUCGUCCUCGCCGUUCAGCAGUAGGGUUUAAUACCUCUAUUCCUCAAAACCCUCAGCAAAUUAAACAAGAAAUAUGAACGUUGCUGCUUCCCUAUCAUCCAUCGCCACCGUCCGCUUCCCCAAUUGCCACCGCUGCUUCGGCUUCUCAAAACCCCUAAUUCAAUCUCCGUCGCUUUGGAUAAUGGCCCAAUUCUCGUCAUCGCAAUCUCCCUCCGCCGCGCCGGAAACGGCGGUUGUGGAAGCCAAGACGCCGCCCAAGCAGCCGUGGCUCAUCGUCGGCCUCGGAAACCCCGGGAAGAAGUACAACAGCACCCGCCACAAUGUGGGUUUUGAGAUGGUGGAUGCCAUUGCUGAAGCUGAAGGGAUACCUUUGAGCAGUGUUUCUUUCAAAGCCCUUGUUGGAAAAGGUCUUAUUGGGGAUGUUCCGGUUAUAUUUGCCAAACCACAAACUUACAUGAAUAAAAGCGGUGAGUCUGUUGGAUCCAUUGUUUCGUAUUACAAGAUUCCAUUGAAGCAAGUACUUGUGAUAUUUGAUGAUCUAGAUCUUCCCUUUGGAAAACUGCGGAUGUUGCCGAAAGGUGGACAUGGAGGACACAAUGGGAUGAGGAGUGUCAUUGAUCACUUUAAAGGGAGUCGAGAUUUUCCUCGUUUAAGAAUCGGCAUUGGACGCCUCCUGGGAAAAUGGAUCCUAUCAACUUUGUUCUUCGUCCGUUCACUAAACAAGAACAACAGGAGCUGAAUUUUACGUUUCAAGAAGGUGUAGAAGCGGUGCGUAUUCUUUUGCUUGAGGGGGUUCAACAAAAGCGCAACUUUUGUUAACAGUGCCAAACCCUUGGAACAAUGCGGUUAAAUUGCUUCGUUUGUUAUCUUGAGAAUCAUAUUAUUUCAAGGUUUCUCAAUUUGGCGAACAAUCAUUGCAUUCAUUGUUUUCUGGUGGUGACGCCAACUCACAAACGCUAGCUGAAGAUUUAUACAGAGCCUCCAUAGGAAUUAUGCAGUCCAGAGUGGUUCCAACGUCCUUUCGCUGAAAGUGCAGCUGCAGCUAUACAUUUGAUAAGAACUAUCAUACUUUGAGAAUUAGCAUACUUGUAAUUUUAUCAGAAGUUCAUUGUUGCUGUUUUAUUUUUCCCAUUUUUUUUUGUUUUACAUAUCUUGGAUCUAUGCAAUUUAUAUAGUCUAAAUCUUUUGAUUCUUUUCUUAUCAAA